This is a messenger RNA of Rhagoletis zephyria (snowberry fruit fly), 3135 nucleotides long. RefSeq names its product NFX1-type zinc finger-containing protein 1. The record is from RefSeq and is a predicted model, not a curated record. Gene Ontology annotation, cellular component: nuclear RNA-directed RNA polymerase complex. NCBI's taxonomy places the organism in Eukaryota, Metazoa, Arthropoda, Insecta, Diptera, Tephritidae. Gene Ontology annotation, molecular function: helicase activity. Gene Ontology annotation, biological process: regulatory ncRNA-mediated heterochromatin formation.
AAAGCAAGUGGCAACACUGGUGUUGGUUGGUCUCUGGGGGUUUUUACACCCAACCGCCUUUUCCAUUGGUGUUUUUUUUUCCUGAUAAAGGAUUUAAAAAUUGGUAAAAUGUCGGAUUCGGACUCGGAUGACCAAGAUUGGUUUAAUAAAGAUGAAGAAGAGAUUUUGCAAAGCUUUCAAGCCAAGGUCAGCAGCAAUGAAUCGAAAAAUACCGAUGCUAGAGUGGAAUAUAUUCAUGGAUCGUCCGAAGCAGAUGACUACCUACAGCAAAAAAGACUUGAAGCUUCUUCGGAACUUUUGGCAGCACCUACCGUAAGGAAGCUACCAACAGCGGAGAUGCGUAAAGCAAUAAACAUGGAACCACUAGACAUUUUUCUAUUUGUUACGACCAGUGAAUACGACUUUUACGCGGGUCAAAUAACGGCUAGCGAUGGCUUGGACCGGGUUCUUCUAUACUUACGUAUUUGGCAUGUGAUAUGCAAGUUGGAGCUUCCCGGCUUUCAGGAAGAACUAUUACAAAACUUCGUGAAAAAUGAAGCAUUCUUAGAACAAUGGCGAGUUAUAGUCGCUAAACUUUUUCGAAAGAGCUACAAAACGAUAUGGAAAAGUGAUGAAGAUGUAGAUGAAAUAUUAAAUGCAAUUAAGUCCUUAAUUUUGUGGGUACACAAAGGUGAACUCAUGACGCCUAAAAUUUACCACGUAAUAACACAUAUAAAGAAACUUAUAAACGAAAGUGACAAUCGAGAUAUUGAACAACGUCAUGCCUGCCAACAAUUAGUGUUGGAGCUGGAUCGCAUAUUAUCUGUGAAAGGUAUGCAGUUAGAGGAAAAAUUGAAUGAAACUGAGAUAUAUCCCUCACUGGAUGAUCUUCGUUCGCGCAACAGCGAAAACUUUCAAACAACAAAUACGGUAAACAAAUUAGGAAAACAUAAAGUCGCUGAUUAUUUGACGAAACAAAAACAACUUCUUCGUGAAGAUUUUAUGAUACCUUUGCGCGAGUAUGUCUGUAAAAUAAAGAGUUCCAAACCACAUAGUACCACACCAGAGUUGUACGAAGACGUAUUCAUAGUUCUUAACUCCGAUUUCGUCAAUUCCAAGCGUCAUGAAUUGGUAUUUAUAGACAUUUUGGGCACAAAGCGAUCAAUGGACAACACUAAGGUAAAACUAUCACGCAAAGUGAAAGAUAAAAUCGCUUCAAUAAAAGCUGGGUCAUUAUUACUCCUGACAACAAGCAAAAACUUCGAAGAUCUUAUUUUAGCCACGGUAACCUACACUGAUGGAGAACUUCUUUCUUUAGGAUAUGUUGGCAUUCAAAUUUUACGACAGGAGAACAUAGUCGCUGUGUAUGACCGGCAGUUGCUCAUGUUUGAAACGCCGGCCUUCUUUGAACCAUAUAACAACGUUUACAACUACUUGAAUAUAUAUGGUGCUGGUGAUCUGCCUAUGAAAACAUACAUUUUAGAUGAUGAGAAAGAUGUUAAUGCACCUUGCUACCUUGCACCAGAAACGUUGUACUAUUAUGACAGAGAGCCAUUUCAGGUGACGGCUAAAAAUCCAUCCCAGCCGAAAAACCUCGCACUGAACCACUCUCAGUGGCGUGCAUAUUGCCAAGCUUUGACCAAAGAAUUUUGCCUUAUACAAGGUCCACCAGGAACUGGAAAAACACAUCUCUCUGUACAUUUAAUUCGCACUCUUAUCGAGAACGUCAAAACACCUAUUGUCUUAAUCACGUAUACAAAUGAUUCGUUGGAUAAGUUUCUGUUAAAAUUGUCGGCCUACACCAGCAAUAUUUUGCGCUUCGGCAGCCAAAUUCGCUUGCCUGAAAUCUCGAAAUUUAAUGUCCAAUUUGAUUCUACCCACAAAGAAUUGGCAAAUCCUCGUCUAAAGCGUCUCUACUAUGUUGUUAAUGAAGAGUUUAAGGCUAAGUUUCAAGUAGUACAGCAAAUGCAUGUCGAUUUUGAUGGCACCGAAGAAUCGUAUCAGCGUUUAUUACAAGCUCAACGUGCUGUAAAUGGUGUUGCGGAAAAAUUAAAAACUUUGCGAAUAAUGUUCCAAUUUUAUGCGGCCCAAAAAGCUGAUGUUAUAGCUAUGACUUCAACUUUUGCUGCCAAAACGAAUUUUCUCUUUCGCUUGCUGCAAAGUAAAGUCGUUAUUUUCGAAGAGGCUGCCGAAAUAUUGGAGUCACAUGUGUUGGCCUGUUUAACGCCAUACACCGAACAUGUUGUCAUGAUUGGCGACCAUAUGCAAUUGCAGCCAUACACCUCGGGUCAUCGCCUUAGUGGCACCUACGAAUUGAAUAUUUCCUUAUUCGAACGACUAUUUGUUAACAAUCUGAAAGGAGCCAUACUUAAUAUACAAUAUCGUAUGCGCCCUUGCCUUGCAGACCUCAUUCAUCCGACUUUUUACACUGAUCUGAAUAAUGAUGCGAGCGUUGAGAACUAUCCAAAAGUUCGUAAUAUGCUCACCGACUUAUAUUUUUACACCCAUAAUGAAUGCGAAUGUCAAUCAGAGGAUGAAUGCUCGAUCUAUAAUGAUUUUGAGGUAACUGAAACUUUGAAUUUGGCGAAACAUUUAAUUGAAAAGGCUGCCUACACUGCCGAUGACAUUGUAAUACUGAGUCCUUAUGCGAAACAAAUAGAAACCUUGAAAGUGAGGGCAAAUAAAUUACUUGACAAAAUACAAUUGAACAUCGCCACUGUAGACAGUUUUCAAGGACUUGAGGCCAACAUAGUGCUAUUGUCACUAGUGCGUAGUAAUUCCAACGGUCAAAUUGGAUUUCUCAAAGAGAACAAUCGAAUUUGCGUGGCACUUUCGCGAGCUAAGCAUGGCAUGUAUAUAAUUGGAAAUAUGCCAUUGUUGGCAAAAUAUAGCAAGACAUGGGGGAUAAUCGAACAGAAUUUGAAGACUCGAGGACUCAUAGGCGAUAAGUUUCCACUGAUAAAUGAUGAAGAGUAAUUAUAAGAAAAAAAUAACUAAGAUCUUACUUUACUUACUCUAAAACUCAGCUAUAUAACUGGUGGAACAUUUAAUCCGUUUUCUUACUUACAUGCAUGCAUACAUAUGUUAUCUAUGUUUUUAUAGUACGCAGUACAAAACUCAUGCGUAUAAAAUAAAAAUACAAAUCAAUUUGACAUU